Messenger RNA from Pollicipes pollicipes, 1629 nucleotides. Its product is annotated as protein wntless-like. Gene Ontology annotation, molecular function: Wnt-protein binding. Gene Ontology annotation, biological process: Wnt signaling pathway; intracellular protein transport; Wnt protein secretion. The coding region runs from base 1 to 1629 and encodes 542 amino acids. NCBI's taxonomy places the organism in Eukaryota, Metazoa, Arthropoda, Thecostraca, Pollicipedomorpha, Pollicipedidae. The transcript is spliced from 2 exons. Gene Ontology annotation, cellular component: organelle membrane; endomembrane system. The record is from RefSeq and is a predicted model, not a curated record.
AUGGUGGGUGCCGUGAUCGAGAAGGUAAGCGGCCGCAAGCUGGCGACGCUGUGCUUGGCGCUGCUGCUGCCGCUGCUGCUCUGUUUCCUGCUGGGCGGCCUGCUGGCGCCAGCGCCGUCCACCUCGCAGAGCGUGCUGGGUACCAAGUGCAUCGACCGCGACCAGCACCCGCACCACUGGUUCCAAGUCUGGGGCAUCCCAUCCCAGCAUAAGCGCUGCGAGAUGGUCGACCUCAUUGAGGAGCUGAUGGGCACAGGCAUCACGUCCGAACAGGUGGUGUUCGCCUUCCAGAUGCCACUGCGCAGGGGCCAGAUGCUGGACUUCACGCGUUGGCAGCAGAACCUCAUAGGCGUGCUGCAGCUGGACAUAGCUUACGACGUCAGGUGCGAGCCGGCCCCCAACGCCACGCUCACGCUGCACGUGCGCCUCGGCUAUAAGAACAAGGGCGACAAGACGGAGGACUGGAGCGAGCUGGCCGCUUCGGUGGAGGAGCGCCACCUGGACUGCGAGCUGGAGCCGGAGCACAAGUACCAGUACAGCUGCCAGCUGGUGCCACUCUUCGAGCUGGGCUCGCUGCACCACGACUACUACCUGCUCAAUCUGCGCAUGCCCACCGACGUGUAUACCGGCCUUAACGCCGACAUUGGCAAGCUGGUCGACGUCCACUUGGUGGCCAUCUUCCAGAACGGCGGCUUCACCAAGGCGUGGGUAGCCAUGAAGACGACCUUCUUACCGCUGGUGGUGCUGCUGCUGAUCUGGUUCUGGCGGCGCGUGCAGGCGGUGCCGCGCGAGCCGGCGCUCAUUCAAUGCCUCUUGCUGACGCUGGGCGUGGCGCUGUGCGUACUCAACCUACCGCUGGAGUUCCUGACGCUGCGGUUCGACAUGCCGUACAUGCUGCUCAUCACCGACAUCCGGCAGAGCGUGUUCUACGUGGUGCUGCUCUCGUUCUGGCUGGUGUUCGCCGGCGAACACCAGCUGGUAUCGGACGACUGCGAACGCAACCGGCUGGCCGCCUACUGGAAGCACCUGUCGGCCGUCGCCUGCGGCUGCCUCUCCCUCUUCAUCUUCGACAUGUGGGAGCGCGGCGUGCAGCUGACCAACCCGUUCUACUCGAUCUGGGGCACCAAGGUGGGCACCAACCUGGCGCUGAGCUUCAUCGUCAUGGCCGGCGUGUCGGCCGGCCUCUACUUCUGCUUCCUCUGCUGGAUGAUCUGGCGUGUGUUCUGCAACAUCAGCAUCAAGCGUCAGGCGCUGCCGGCCAUGUCGUCGGUGCGCCGGCUGCACCACGAGGGCAUCAUCUGCCGCUCCAAGUACCUGAUGCUAGCUACGCUGGCCUGCGCCGCCAUGACAGUGAUCGGGUUCAUCCUGGGCCAGGUGGCCGAGGGCUCCUGGAAAUGGGACAGCGACAUCCCGCUCGAGUACACGUCGGUCAUCUUGACCGGCGUAUACGGCAUGUGGAAUGUCUACACGAUGGCCGUCAUCUGCCUGUACGCGCCGUCGCACAGGCGCUGGCCGGCGGCCUCGCUCGGCAUCCUCGACCUGAUCCAGGUGCUCGUCGAGACGCUGGACAAGUCUUUUGAGGACGUCUGCGGGCUGGACCUGGUCUUCCACGUCAUCAAGGUUAGCUGA